Messenger RNA from Fusarium vanettenii 77-13-4, 279 nucleotides. RefSeq lists its product as uncharacterized. The transcript is spliced from 2 exons. The annotation marks the transcript as partial. The record is from RefSeq and is a predicted model, not a curated record. NCBI's taxonomy places the organism in Eukaryota, Fungi, Ascomycota, Sordariomycetes, Hypocreales, Nectriaceae.
GAUGCUGUCGCUUGUAUCAACCAGCUUGCUAGCUAUGGUGACAAGGCUUGUAAAGCCAAGAGCGCCGUCACCGUCAUGUGCAAAAUUGGUGGUGCUCAGAUCACCGCCGUCGUUCCAGGUGGACGCUACCCUACCUCGGACACUUGCCAGAACAUGGCCCGCGCUGCGGGCAAGAUCAUGGACAAGUGCACCAGGGCUGACCAAACCGUCAAUGGUGCGGGCUACUCAUUCGGUAACGGAAACAUCGCCAUCCACCUCAGUGCACCUACCGAUGACUAG